AUGGUUGGAACAGAAAAGAAAUCAAACAACCUCUGUGCAGUUACGAAGACGAAAUCUGACGCAGUGUUCGAAUCCGUCGAUUCGAGUAGGCAGACGAAAGUUCAACGUAUGCUGCACAAGUUGAAGUCAACUACAAUGAAAGGCAUGACAAAAAUAAAAGGACAUCGCGACUCGUCUGCAGUAAAUCCAACUGACGAAACGCAUAAUCAGAAACAACAUGAAGAUAUUAUUGAUGAUGCUGACCUCCCUCACUGCCCAUCUCAAAAUAAUUUUGAGAACCUGAUGGAGAAAAACCAAUGGGAAGACUUGGUCAUCCUGAUAAAACAUGCUCUUUCUUCUGUGCGAGAUGACAAAUUUGGUUAUGAGAUGAUGAUUCCAUGUGGUUUAGUAAUGCGUAUAGCUCGUGAUAUUAUAACUUUAGCUCGAAAGGAGCCAUGUGGACUGAGAGGAUGUGUCCUCUUUAUAAACCUAGAGGACAAAAGUAAGUGUCAGAAUCUUGCAAAACUUGACUGUGAUCCAACAACUGUAUCAACAUUUGAAUUGUACCUGACUUUAAAGGAAGAUACAAGAGGAUGGUGCAAAUUGAAAAAAUUCUUCAUUUCCUUGAGUGGGUACCUAGACAAAAAGAAAAGUUUAGACUUAAAGCUUCUGUGUUCUGGAUAUGGCCUCGAGAAGAAGAAACUUUACAGGCUUAAUAACUAA
Molecule: messenger RNA, 702 nt
Organism: Ylistrum balloti
Lineage: Eukaryota; Metazoa; Mollusca; Bivalvia; Pectinida; Pectinidae
Product: DNA damage-inducible transcript 4-like protein
Exons: 2
Coding region: 1-702 (233 amino acids)
Biological process (GO): apoptotic process; negative regulation of signal transduction; regulation of TOR signaling
Cellular component (GO): cytoplasm
Source: RefSeq, a predicted model, not a curated record